Messenger RNA from Peromyscus maniculatus bairdii (prairie deer mouse), 639 nucleotides. RefSeq lists its product as uncharacterized. Gene Ontology annotation, cellular component: keratin filament. The record is from RefSeq and is a predicted model, not a curated record. NCBI's taxonomy places the organism in Eukaryota, Metazoa, Chordata, Mammalia, Rodentia, Cricetidae.
AUGGUCAACUCCUGCUGUGGCUCUGUCUGCUCUGAGGAGGGCUGUGGCCAAGGCUGCUGCCAGCCCAGCUGCUGCCAGCCCAGCUGCUGCCAGCCCAGCUGCUGCCGUCCCAGCUGCUGUGUGUCCAGCUGCUGCAGACCAUCUUGUUGCAUCUCCAGCUGCUGCCGCCCCUGCUGUGGCAGUUCCAGCUGUUGUGGAUCCAGCUGCUGCCGCCCCAGCUGCUGCAUUUCUAGCUGCUGUCGCCCCUGUUGCCGCCCCAGCUGCUGCGUUUCUAGCUGCUGUAGGCCUUCCUGCUGCCGCCCCAGCUGCUGUGUUUGCUGCCGCCCCAGCUGCUGCAUUUCUAGCUGCUGCAGACCUUCCUGCUGCCGCCCCAGCUGCUGUGUGUCCAGCUGUUGCCGCCCCAGCUGCUGUGUGUCCAGCUGCUGCCGCCCCAGCUGCUGUCAGUCUGUGUGCUGCCAACCCACUUGCUGCCGCCCCAGCUGCUGCAUUUCUAGCUGCUGCAGGCCUUCCUGCUGCCGCCCCAGCUGCUGUGUGUCCAGCUGCUGCAGGCCUCAGUGCUGCAUCUCCAGCUGCUGCCGCCCCACCUGUUGCCAGACCUCCUGCUGCCGCCCAGCAUGCUCUAGCAGUUCUUGCUGCUGA